AUGGCACCCUAUGUGGUGGGUGCAGUGCUCUUCAUCGCCUUGGGGGUUGCUGGACUGGUCACAUGGUGGCAUCCCAACAUCUCCUUCCACCGAGCUCCUGUGAGCAAGCUCGACAUGGAGAAGGAGGAGGUGUUAGCCCACCUCCGAAACCACACCAUCUUGCACGUGGGCGGGGUGCACUACAGCGGCCUGACGCUGCUGUCAGAGCUUCUGGUCCAGCACCCACAGCUGGCCGGCAUGCGGCAUCAAGAGGGCGCCGACAAGCGCAAGACUCAUUGGGUGAGCGACGUGGGCAACGAUGGUGUUUUCCUCCAGACGGUGAUCCCCAACUGGGGCACCGAUCACAAGCACUUCGCACUGUGGAAGUCCGUCAGCAAAAUGGCUAAGCGUAUCCUUCCAGCCUCCGUGGAGGAACACUUUCCCUGGAUGAAGCUGCGGAGUGGCAUUGGGCGCUUCGCCCUCAACCCAGAGCAUCAUUUGGACGAUAGCACUUGGUUGAUCCGCAGCAGCGCGCAGGUGCAUCUCUUCAGCGAGUGGGCGCUCUUUUGGGACCUUUCGAAGAAGGUUCUUUUGGAGAAGUCACCGUCAAAUGUCGUCUUAUCGCCUUUUCUCCAUCGCCUUUGGUCCUUGGAUCUCAACACCCAGAGCCCUGGGCGCUUCAUCUUCCAACAGCGCCACCCGCUGGCCGUGGCGAUUGCCACCAGACGGCGCUUGGGGCCACUCGUUGAUGAUCUGAGCAUGAAAGACUUGAUGGAGAACUGGUUGGCUGCAGAGGAGCGCAGAGCCAAGGACAUGCAGUCCUACUUCGAGUACUACGGCUUUGCCAAAGACGUGUUCCGCAUCGUCCAGUUCGAGGACCUCAUUCGAGAUCCAGAGAAGGUGGUGCAGAGGGCCGUUUGGGAUGUUUGAUAGGAGGACCCGUCAAGAACCCAAGUAAGUGGGUGUGCAAUUGCUCAAGUCUAAGUGUGUGAUGUUUUGAGUUUUGUUGUCCACACAGGAUGCGGUUGUGAUGACUCAAUAAGUGCGAGUUCACUAAGGUCAAGGAACUUGCACUCGUAGAGGUCUUGUUCUGAAUGAAUGGUAUUGGCCUCUUACAUAAAUAAUCCUCAUAGCUUUGGUGUGUCUCAACUAAUGGGGUCGGUUAGAAUAGUUCAGUUCCCUUUACAAAAUGUUCUACCAAGGGUUUGGGUUCUCCGAUUCUAAGUCACAUCGUGACGGUUGAAAGCCGGAAGAUACAGUACAGACAAUGCAGGCAGAUCUCCUCCACAAGCCUGCCCCCUUCCUUGAGAAACCCUGAACAUUCCAGCCUUCAAGUUGUUCAGCCUUUCCUUGCAAAAUGUGCCUGAAAAUGCUUCAACUUCUUUGCCCAAGCAAGCUCGUUGCAAGCGAGUCGCCCAUUCAAUUGGCGUUGCAACCUGCAUUUCUUUGUAAAACCACUCUGGUAUGGUGUGCUCGAUGAUAUGAGCAUAUCUCCUGUGAAUUCCCCCGAGCCUAGCCUAGCUUAUCAUUUCAAACCCUCUUGAGUCUUCUUUUGUUGAGAAGCUAACUCAUCACCAAGUCCGUAGCAGGCGUUUGAUGCUGAGGUAUGUGACAAUCACCUGGUGGUGGAAGACUGGGCAGUGAAUGACAUGAAAGGUGUUGAUUUGCCGCUUAUGUCUUCUGACAUCGAGGGUAGAUUUACCUGUUUGAAGAUAAUAACGAUGAUAGUGGGCAUAGUGGAUUUCAGACUGAUGAUUCCCUCCCUGCUUGGAUCCUACCUUCUAAAAAAGGGUGCAAGUGGUUGGCCACAUACGAGUCGCCGCUUGCCCCAGCACGACAUCUUGCAAAGAGGUAUAUCUUAAUCUACUAAAAUCACACAGCGUGCUGUGUUCAUCUGAUAAUCUGAGGGUUA
Messenger RNA from Durusdinium trenchii, 1891 nucleotides. The record is from the annotation of a GenBank genome assembly. Lineage: Eukaryota; Dinophyceae; Suessiales; Symbiodiniaceae.